CAGCGCCACCGAUGGUGGAGUGACGAACUUUUGGUAACUUGACUCAUUGAAGAAAAAUUUGUCGAAUACAGCUACGAAAAUUAAAAUAUGAAGAAUUAUGCUUGUUCUAUUGUAAUCAAUGGUCAUCAUGUUGACAUUGCCUUAAAAAUUUAUAGUAAUCGCAUAUUGUUAAUUGUAACACAUUUUAAGAAGUUUGGGUCAUUGGUAUCGGUAACUAGAGGACCUUUAAUACAUCAGUUAACUAAUAGUGUAUUUUCUACAAAAGUUUUAUUUGGAAAGGAUGAUAUCGAGGUUGUGGCAGCUGCUAGGUUCAUAGCAGAACAAAUUAAUGCAGAUAAACCAUUAUUAUUAUCGAUAUCUUUGAAAAGUUAUGAUCCAGAUACAAUUAAAGCUAUUGCUUCAACUGUAAAUGAAAUGAAAGUGUGGUAAUGUGUUGUAAAUUAAUUACAUCAUUAUGAGUCUCAUUUUUGGUCAAUUAGUCAUUGGUCCACCUGGGAGUGGGAAAACUACAUAUUGUCAUGCUAUGUCAAACUUUUUGGAGAAGCUAGGUAGAAAAGUUGCUGUAAUUAAUAUCGAUCCAGCAAAUGAAAACAUGCAAUACAAACCAGUAGUAGAUAUAUCUGAAUUAAUAAAACAUGAAGAUGUAAUGUCACACUAUGGUCUUGGACCAAAUGGAGCUUUAGUUUACUGUAUGGAAUUUUUAGAAACAAAUAUAAAAUGGCUAAUAACAAAAGUUUUAGAUUUAAAGGAAUACUACAUCAUUAUUGAUUGUCCAGGACAAGUUGAAUUAUAUACACAUCACAACUCAAUCAGUACAAUUGCUGAUAAAUUGGAACAAAAUUUAGUCAGGCUAUGCAGUGUACAUUUAAUAGAUUCUCACCAUUGUAGCGAUGCUGAUAAAUAUUUAUCUUCUUUAAUUCUUUGUACCACAACCAUGUUAAAACUAGGUUUACCUCACGUCAAUAUUAUGACAAAAUUUGAUGAGAUGAAAAAAUUUAGUGAUUGCUUAGAUUUUAAUGUAGAUUUUUAUACUGAAGUUCUGAAUUUAAAAUACUUAUUGGAUAAACUGGAUGAAAACCCUUUUACAUCAAAAUUCAAGAAAUUAAAUGCUGCUUUCGUAUCACUGAUAGAAGAUUACAGUCUUGUUAGUUUUAUACCAUUGGAUAUUUCUAAUCAAGCAUUGUUACUGCAAGUAAAAAAUUCAAUUGAUAAAGCUAAUGGUUAUAUCUUUGGUGGAAAUGAACCUCAAGAUGUUCAAACUUUACUUGCAUGUGCUAUUGGAGCAGAAAACGAAAAUGAAAGAAUGUCAAUGAUAGAUUCAUAUUUUGAAUAAAGAUUGAAUAAAUAAUGUAAAAAAGAAUCAAAGAGAUAAUUGUAUAUAUUCUUAUUUUAACAUGUGUGGUCACGCGGAAAUGAUUCGAAAAGGAAAACACAAAUUCCGAGAAAAAUGAGUUUAAGAUUAAGUAUAGUAAAAUAUUUAUUGAUCUAAUUUUAAAUUCAUUUUUUUCAAUAUCUGUUUUUUCCUAACGAUCCCUUUUCAAAUGACCACUCACAUAUUCAGAAUUUUUCAUUGAAAAUUUGUCAGAAUCUCAAAUUAAGGAAAGGAUUAAACAAAACUUUUAACUUCAGUGACUUUAGCUUCAAUGCAUGGCACAUUUAUAAACACUAAAAUUAACAGCUUUAUAACAGCACUACAUAUAAUUACCAGCUUUGAGGCUUCCGACUCAUCAAUUUAAGCUUCAUGUAAAUUACAAAGUAGUAUCAGACAUGUGAUCUCUGUUAGGUAUUAAAAUACUUAAAAUUUUUCAAAAAUAUAUCAAAGAUAAGUAUACUUAGGUAUAAGUGUACGAAAUGAUACAAUUAAUCAUAUUAUUUGAAUAAUUUAUUGAAAUUUUGAUCAGUUGUUUUGACUCACAAAUAUUUGUGCCAAAUCAUCAUAGUCAUAUGUCCUUUUCAAAAAUAUAUCCUCCAACUUUAAUCCUGAGAUAGUCUGAAAUAUUACAAAGUUUACCUAACAUAUUGAAAUAUUGAAUUAUAUAUAUCUUGCAUUGCUAAGAACAUUAUGUUUACUAUAUAAUAACUAUAAUACUCACUAUAAUACCACUAUGUAAUGCAAUUAGACAUAAAGGAAUAUCAAUUGACACACCAGGCUUUAGUGUUCCAAUUUUUGUAGUAGAUAUACCACACCAUGCAAUAGAGUUACUAGAUUCCAAACAAAGCAUCAAAUCCAUACUUCUUUCGCUAAAAAUAUAUGUAUAAUUAUAUAAUUUUUAAAAUUUGUACACAUUAUAAAAACACUUGUUAAAAUACAUUUGAAAUUCUUACGAUGUAUUCAUUAUACGACAAUUGAAUGUAAGUGAUUGUUCAAGGUAAACCUUUAAAGAAAUGUCUUUAAUAGUAACUCGCAGAUCACCAUAUUCAGGUGCCUAAAAAAUUAAGGUAUUAAUAGAACUACAUAAAACUUAAAUGUUUGCAAAAGAAAUAGUAAAUAAUAUGACAAACCAUCCUUUGUAACUGACUUGUUUGUAGCCUUCCUCUUUCUCCUAAAUUACUUCUCCAAACAAUAUCUAAUUUUCCAAUAUUUGUUGCAUUGUGCAUCAUUUUGGGAUCUUUUAACAAAGUUAAUUGUGGUUUUAAACAAUACAAGUACUGCCUACUGCAAUCAGUAUCUAAUACAUUAACUGAUCCAUAGAUAGAUUCUCCCUUCCCAUUUGUAUUUAGAGUUGACACUGAAAAUAUAAAAUGUAUGUAAUUUCACCUACUAAUAGUACACUGAAAACUUACCACUAAAUAAGUGAGAUGAUUCAAGAGAAACUUUUUCUAAACAUAUUGGACCUGCUGUGAGAUUCUGUAUUUGUGCUUCAAGAUAUACUUCAUCUGACUUUAAGGAAAUAAUGCUUUUUGUUAAUUUUUUAUAUGAAACAAUUAAAUAAGUAAAUAUUAUAAUUAACAAAAAUUAUUGUCAUACAAAAUUUAUAAUCAUAAGAAUGUUACCUCUGCGUUAUAAAACUUUGUUUUUACAUCUAAUGGUUUCACUACUUGAAGUUUAUAAAAUUUUUUAAAUGACUGUGGAGUAGCACCUAAAUUCAUAGGUGUGUAAGUUACUUCACAUACUAGUCUGAAAUAUAUUUCUAUUGGUUAUUUA
Megalopta genalis is the source of this 3145-nucleotide messenger RNA. RefSeq names its product GPN-loop GTPase 2. Gene Ontology annotation, cellular component: cytoplasm. Gene Ontology annotation, molecular function: GTPase activity. The record is from RefSeq and is a predicted model, not a curated record. NCBI's taxonomy places the organism in Eukaryota, Metazoa, Arthropoda, Insecta, Hymenoptera, Halictidae.